Caenorhabditis elegans is the source of this 1269-nucleotide messenger RNA. RefSeq names its product Serine/threonine-protein kinase spe-6 (gene spe-6). Bases 67 to 1206 code for a protein of 379 amino acids. The record is from RefSeq and is marked reviewed. The transcript has 6 exons. Gene Ontology annotation, molecular function: ATP binding; protein serine kinase activity; protein serine/threonine kinase activity. Lineage: Eukaryota; Metazoa; Nematoda; Chromadorea; Rhabditida; Rhabditidae.
AAAACGUGAAAAAUUCCAAAUUUCAAACGUUUUUCAUCGAAAAAUGAAUCAUUUUUCAAUUUCAAUAUGAGCGAGCAACGCGAUUCUCGUGGAAUGCCACAGGCUGGAUUCAUUAUCGAACAUCAAAGCAGUGACCAUAAGUGGAAAGUGUUGCGAAAUAUCUACUCGGGACCGUUUUCAGAUGUUUAUGUCGUUGCGGAUACAGUAACGAACGAAAAGUAUGCGAUGAAAUGUGAGAGACAAGAAGGAAACUCUCGUCCAGUCCUGAAGCUAGACGUGAUGGUUCUGAUGGCGACGAAGGGUCUUCGAGGAUUUCCGAACUUUGUGGCGGCAGGCAGAACUGAUGUUUAUAGGUACUGCAUAAUGCAACUCGUCGGACCGGAUCUUGGUCGGCUGCGUCGAACACGUCCGGAACGCAAGUUCUCCCUUCCAACAGCUCUCCAAAUUCUCGGACAAACUCUCCGACGCCUCGAGGAUCUUCACAAUUGCGGAUGGCUUUGUCGAGACGUGAAGGCGCCGAAUUUCUGCAUUGGUGUCGGCGAGAACGAGUCGACCGUCUAUAUUCUGGAUUUUGGAUUCGCCAGGAAAUUUGUAGACAAGGAGGGCAAAAUCAUCCCGCCGAGAACCGCUGCAGCACUGAUGGGAACUUUUCAAUAUUGUGCAGUUUCUGCCCACUCUCACAAGGACCAAUGUGCACGGGACGACUUGGAAAGCUGGUUUUACAUGGGUAUUGAGUUGCUCAAGGGACCACUUCCAUGGGCGAAUAUCGACGGUCACAAGAAUCACAAGCAGAUUGGAGAGGCGAAAGUCGCGAUUCGAAGCGAGCCGCUUCGAUCCGAGUUUUUCGAAGGAGUCCCGAAGCAAUUUAAUGAAAUUCUCACGAUUCUGGAUCAAACGUCGUAUUUCGACAGGCCAAAUUACAAGAAGCUCGGUGAUUUGCUGUCUCAGGCCGCCACGGAGCAUCAAGUGACACUGAAAGAGCCUUUGGACUGGCAGAAUAAUGAGAGAAUGCAGCAAAAGGCGAUUUUCGUCGGGGAACUCGGAGAAUCUCAUCAAGCGUCGGCGAAGUUGGAUGCGAAGGACAAUGCGAAUGAGUCGAUGGAUAUUGAAUUUGAUGAUAUGCCACCAAAAGAGGGAAUUUCUAAAUCGCUCAGUGCGGAGAAAUCGUGUACAAAAAACGUCGAAACUGCGAGAACGGAGAAGUGAAGCACUAAAUUGUACUACAUUUAUUCGAUUUUUACUCGUAAAUAAAGAAUUUUAAUUUAAAAA